UUCCAGCUGUUUGUUCCUGGUGAGCUCAUUUACUUGGUGGACCCAGUGCGAUCUCCAGUAACAAACGCUGUUCUUCUGCUUUCCUAUAUCUCCUCAAAGAAGCUAACAAUCGUCCAAGAUGUCAUACUUUUGGUCUCUCGCAUUCCUGGCCGCCGUUCCUCUCGUCAUGGCCUAUUCGUCGGGCGCCCCACGCGGUGCUUGUGUGAACCUAACCCCAGGCCAUCAGAAUAACGCAAGUAUGAUCAUCCCGCCUCAAACUGGGCCAAGUCCCUACGCCCUCAGCGUCAGCAAGAACAUGUACACUCCUAAAGAGGCGCUCACAGUGUCCGUCAACGGCGCAUCAUUCAGAGGUAUUCUCCUGCAGGCUCGGUUGGCGGACGACACCCUGGCCGGUUCGUUCAGCAACGAGCCGACUAACACCAAACUUAUAGAUUGCACUAAUCAGCCCAGCACUAAUUCUAGAGACAGCGUAACCCAUGCAAACUCCGACCCGAAAAGUGCGGGAACAUCCUUUACAUGGACCGCUCCUGGUGAUGUCGGGAACGUCACUUUUACUGCGACUGUUCUUCAAGAGUACGAGGUGUUUUGGGUGAAACUUACUUCUCAAGAGAUCUCGGCCACAGCGGCUGCAGGAGCACCAUGGGUUACCGUCAAUUCAGCAUUGAUCAUCAGUCUACUCGGUGUAGUCUUUGUCGCUACCAAGCAGUAAUUCCAGUCCAAUGUUUUGUCCGUAGAAUCUAAUUUACAUCCACUUGCGCAGUGCGAGUGAUUCUAGAUCGUAGAGAGCGAUUAAUAAAAUUGGAAUUAAAAAGGUUACUGAUUAGGGGAGGAUGGGGAAAGAGGGGUCGAUUCUCUUUCACGCCCCCACUUGUCUGUCUCUCUAUUUCUGGCUAGGCUAUAUCAACAUCGAAUUUCGUUCUAGUUUUAAAAGAGUAAAAUGCUACUUCCACCCCGAGCAACCAAAACCCACGUUGCUUCAUAAAAGUUGCUCAAGCUUGGGUAUAUAGAGGGCAGCACACUGACGUGCGAUACCUAUACUAUCUUGCGGAUUUUUUACGCACGGGAGCGUAAUACCCGUUGGCUCAGUGUUAUGUAGUGAUCGCCAACUUGCCUACCCCACGAACGACCGAGUCUAGUCGUGCGCGCCCGAUUUAUCCCGAGGUUCGAUUGACUGUUUGUAAUUAAGUUUUAAAAUCUAAAAUUUAUUGAUAUGUGAUUAAUUAAAUACAUCUUAUUAAUGCACAUUAUUAUAGAUCUGUAACAUGAAUUUCUUUACAAUUUUAUCUUGCAAGUUUUAUUUGAUAUUUGAUGCAAAUUGAUGGGAAUUCGAAGAACAUAUUAUGUAGGCAUAUCAUGGCCAGUGUCCUAGCAUUGUUAGAUCACGUUUAGCGAGCACGCUUUGUACGUAUGCACCGUACGUACACUGUUCAUGCAGACUUCCUAUAUGACUGCAUUAUGUAUGAUUAUUAUGGUAUUACGCGCGGUUCUCCGAAACCGCCUCGAUGUCCACACUGAGUUUCCUUCGGGAGAUUAUGGCGAUGUCCGUGUGCUGCCCUCUAUAUACCCAAGUUUGAUUAUCUUUAACAUAUAUUUAGAUUAUGCUGAUACUAUAAUGCUAAAUAUUACUUUAUGUGCAGGAGAUAAAUCUAAACAAAGCAAAUAGUUCAUUAUAAUAUAUUAUUAUCCGAAGCUGUAAAACAUGUACUUGAUUUGCUAAUAGUGUGUUUUUAUAUGCUGAUGAUUAAAAUUAAAUUUCUUAGACUAAA
Strongylocentrotus purpuratus (purple sea urchin) is the source of this 1766-nucleotide messenger RNA. RefSeq names its product putative defense protein 3. Bases 119 to 709 code for a protein of 196 amino acids. The transcript is spliced from 5 exons. Gene Ontology annotation, molecular function: oxidoreductase activity, acting on metal ions. Lineage: Eukaryota; Metazoa; Echinodermata; Echinoidea; Camarodonta; Strongylocentrotidae. The record is from RefSeq and is a predicted model, not a curated record.